Messenger RNA from Oryza brachyantha (malo sina), 3831 nucleotides. Its product is annotated as LRR receptor-like serine/threonine-protein kinase GSO1. Gene Ontology annotation, molecular function: protein binding. Lineage: Eukaryota; Viridiplantae; Streptophyta; Magnoliopsida; Poales; Poaceae. The coding region runs from base 324 to 3563 and encodes 1079 amino acids. The transcript is spliced from 4 exons. The record is from RefSeq and is a predicted model, not a curated record.
UACCGGCAGAUUCCUGAAAGGAGAUCGACUUUUUACUGGAAAAGUUUGCCUCACGGAGCUGAUUGGAUGCAUGGGGAAAAGGUGAUGCUGAUGAGCUAUACCCUAUGCACAUGCUUAAGGUUGACGUCCACAGGUUUCUCGUGUAAACUACCCUAUUUCAUGCCUGCUGGCCAUUGCAGACAGUUCAACUGAAGGAAACAAAGAAAAGUGCGAGCUGGUGCGUCCCAUGCAUGCUGCUGGCUGCUGCAGUUUUGCCUGUGAUGGGACCUGGAUACAACUAUUGUGGUGGUUACUGUGAGUGAGAUGGUCUGCCAGUACUUCUCAUGGUGGAUCGGUGCCAAAUUAGGCUGCCAAGGAGAAAAUUUCAUGCUAUGUACUUGUUUGCAGAGUCAGCGAAAAAAAUGACUUUGGAGUCGAUGAACAGGCUUAGGCACCUACUUUGUGCACAUGAGCCUCCACACCUCACCGAUGGAGUUCAUGGUUUCAUACUCACCUUGUCAUCUCCAGAGUUCCAGCAUUCUGUAAGUUCACUUCAUGCAUCUCAGAACACUACUUCAGUUACACAGUUGCUUGGUAUCAUGGUCUUAGCAAUGUCUAGCAAGCUGAGAAUCUCCUCCAUUGUUCUUUCUCUUCUUCUUCUUCUACCUCUGUUCUGUGGCAUCCUACUUGCACCAUCAUGUGUAGUGGCCGCGUUAGAUGCAGCACCUGCCACUCUCCUGCAAGUGAAGUCCGGUUUCACUGACCCUAAUGGCGUCCUCUCCGGCUGGUCGCCGGAGGCCGACGUCUGCUCAUGGCACGGCGUGACGUGCCUGACAGGGAAGGGCAUUGUCACCGGCCUCAACCUCUCGGGGUAUGGCCUGUCCGGCACGAUAUCGCCGGCGAUGGCCGGCCUGGACUCAGUUGAGUCCAUUGAUCUGUCCUCCAAUUCCCUCACCGGCGCAAUCCCGCCGGAGCUCGGGACGCUGCAGAGCCUGACGACGCUGCUGCUACACUCCAACCUCCUCACCGGCACCAUCCCACCGGAGCUGGGUGGCCUCAAGAACAUGAAGGUACUCAGGAUCGGCAACAACCCGCUGCACGGUGAGAUACCGCCGGAGCUCGGCAACUGCUCGGAGCUGGAGACGAUCGGCCUGGCCUACUGCCAGCUGACCGGCGCCAUUCCCCACCAGAUUGGCAACCUGAAGCAGCUGCAGCAGCUGGCCCUGGACAACAACACCCUCACCGGCGGCCUCCCGGAGCAGCUCGCCGGUUGUGCAAACCUGCGUGUCCUCUCGGUGGCUGACAACAAGCUGGAUGGCAUCAUACCUUCCUCCAUUGGCAGCCUGAGCUCUCUCCAAUCUCUGAACCUAGGAGACAACCAGUUCUCCGGCGUGAUUUCGCCGGAGAUCGGUAACCUCUCCAGCUUGACAUACCUCAACCUGCUCGGCAACCGCCUCACCGGCGGCAUCCCGGAAGAACUGAACCGGCUGAGCCAGCUGCAGGUUCUGGAUUUGUCCAAGAACAAUCUUUCUGGAGAGAUCAGUGCCAUCUCUGCAUCACAACUGAAGAAUCUGAAGUACCUUGUGCUGUCUGAAAAUCUCCUGGAGGGCACCAUCCCUGAAGGCCUCUGCAAUGGCAAUGGCAAUGGCAACUCGAGCUUGGAGAACCUGUUCCUCGCCGGCAACAACCUCGGAGGCGGCAUUGAUGCCCUGCUCAGCUGCACCACUCUGCAGUCCAUCGACUUGUCGAACAACAGCUUCACCGGUGAGAUACCUCCGGCGAUCGACCGGCUGUCGGGCCUCGUCAACCUUGUUCUGCACAACAACAGCUUCACCGGCGUUGUGCCGCCGCAGAUAGGGAACCUGAGUAACCUGGAGGUGCUGUCUCUUUACCACAAUGGCCUCACCGGCGGCAUCCCUCCGGAGAUCGGCCGGCUGCAGAGGCUGAAGCUGCUGUUCCUCUACGAGAACGAGAUGACCGGAGUUAUCCCCGAGGAGAUCACCAACUGCACGAGCUUGGAGGAGGUCGACUUCUUCGGCAACCACUUCCAUGGCCCGAUCCCUGAGAGGAUCGGCAACCUCAAGAACCUCGCCGUGCUCCAGCUCCGGCAGAAUGACCUGUCUGGCCCGAUUCCGGCGAGCCUCGGCGAAUGCAGGAGUUUGCAAGCGCUGGCGCUGGCGGACAACCGGCUCUCCGGCGAGCUGCCGGAGUCGUUCGGCCGCCUCGCCGAGCUCAGCAUCGUCACCUUGUACAACAACUCGCUGGAGGGCCCCCUGCCGGAGUCGCUGUUCGAGCUCAAGAACCUGACGGUGAUCAACUUCUCCCACAACAGGUUCACCGGCGCCGUCGUGCCGCUCCUCGGCUCGAGCUCCCUCGCCGUGCUGGCUCUGACCAACAACAGCUUCUCCGGCGUUAUUCCGGCGGCAGUCGCGCGGUCGAAGGGGAUGGUCCGGCUCCAGCUAGCCGGCAACAGGCUCGCCGGCGCGAUCCCGGCCGAGCUGGGCGACCUGACUGAGCUCAAGAUACUUGACCUCUCGAACAACAACUUCUCCGGCAGCAUCCCGCCGGAGCUCUCCAACUGCAAGCUGCUCACCCAUCUGAACCUCGACGGGAACAGCCUAACCGGCACCGUCCCUCCAUGGCUCGGCGGUCUCCGGUCGCUCGGAGAGCUCGACCUCUCGUCGAACGACUUCACCGGCGGCAUUCCGGUGGAGCUCGGCGAUUGCUCGGGCCUCCUCAAGCUGUCCCUGAGCGACAACCGUCUCUCCGGGAGCAUCCCGCCGGAGAUCGGGAAGCUGACAUCUCUCAACGUUCUGAACCUGCAGAAGAACGGCUUCACCGGCGUCAUUCCGCCGGAGCUACGGCGCUGCAACAAGCUAUACGAGCUACGGCUGUCAGAGAACUUGCUGGAGGGGCCGAUCCCACCGGAGCUGGGGCAGCUGCCGGAGCUGCAGGUGAUACUGGACCUGAGCCGGAACAAGCUCUCCGGCGAGAUCCCGGCGUCCCUCGGCAACCUCGUCAAGCUGGAGAGGCUCAACCUCUCCUCCAACCACCUCCAUGGCCGGGUACCUUCCUCGCUGCUGCAGCUGACGAGCCUCCACCUCCUCAACCUCUCCGACAACCUCCUCUCCGGCGGGAUCCCGGGCGCGCUCUCCACCUUCCCUGCCACGUCUUUCGCCGGCAACGUCGAGCUCUGCGGCGCGCCGCUGCCCUCCUGCGGGGCGGCGCGGCGGCUGCUGCCGGGCGCCGAGGUGUCCGUCAUCGUGGCGGCCAUCGCCGUCGUGUCGGCGGCCGUGUGCGUGGCGCUCCUGUACAUAAUGCUCAGGAUGUGGAGCAACUGGAGGGCCGUGGCCUCCGUGUCGAGCUCCGACGGCGAGGAGACCGCCUCCUCGGCGGCGCACGGCAAGGGCGGCGGCAAGUGGCGUGCCGGGGACCGCAAGUACUGGAAGGUCGGCUCGGUGUCGGUGGCGUCGUCCGCCGCCGAGGAGAAGUACAGCUCGGCGUCGUCGGAGGCCACCAGCGUGCUGCACGGGAAACCGGCGGAAGCGGCCACCGGCGCCGUGAACCCGACGAGCAAGUGCUGAACCGCGACGCCGGCGCGCCCAUGAUCGAUCGCCUUUAAGCUCAUGUUCAUCUUCUCGUUGUUGCUUGUUUACAUUUUGCCUUGUUCUUGUCAUUUGCUAUGAAAGCAAGAAGUUGAUCAGCGAAGCAAAUUAGCCGGGAAGAAGCGCUAACUAGAACAACUUUGGUUUUGUCAAAUGGGUUUGCUUUUGGGCCUAAGUAUGGAGGCCCAAUGAUUUUGGUUUAGGCUCGGCCCAGUACACAAAUCUUUCUACAGGCAUGAAUAACGAA